UAUGACUUAGGGCAAGUCCUUGAAAUUCAACGAGCUGCUUACCAGUCUGCCUUUUGCUACUCCUGUCAGGUCGGUUGGCAAAAAGGGAUUCAGAUGCCGGACGCAGAUGGGAUCGAGCGGGGCCCGGCCGCUACGCCGGCAGACUUUGUCAAGGCCCUUGAGAAAAGCGAAUUGGCACGACUUCAGGUGCCGAAAAUCGACAUCUUCCUGUUUGAAGGGGAAAGGGUGUCAAAAUGGCUGGAGCUACUGGAACAAGUUACCGCCGAGGUACCCGAAGAAGACAAGUUCAAGUUUCUACCUCGAUACAUCUGGUGGGAAACCCGGCCCAAAGUAAUGAAGGUGGCUGCUGCAGCAGGGGGAGACAGCGUUAAGUUCAAGGCUGAGAUGCAAAGGCGAUUCAAGUUAGGGGAUGGCUUGCUGACUAAGACAGAUUUGGAGAUGCUGCAGCGGGAUGAAUUCUCCACAGUAGAGGUCUUCGUCACAGCAUUCGAUAAGAUGGCAAAGAAAGUCCCAGGGUUGGCGGAAGAGGAACAAUGUGCCACUUUCCUGGGGCACUUUAAGAAUUGGGAGGCCUCGUCGCUGACCAAGAAGGCUGCGCCAGGGAAGAAGCCGACUUGGGCCACCAUAAAGGAGGGCGUGAUAGAAGGAGAACUGGACCAAGUAGACAUCAUCCAAAUGAGACAGGCUAGGAAGAAAAGAAAGGCCUUGGAAGUCACAACGAGCGACGGGCGAGACUUUAAGAAACUGAUAGAAGAUGCGGUGACCCAGCUCGAUGCAGAGAAAGAGGCAAAAAGGAAAACCAUGGCAGCGCCACAGACCGUAGGGAAAGCGAAGAAAUCAGUGGUGCAGGAAGAAAAAGAAGAGGAAGAGGAAGAAGCGCCCGAGCCUCAGAAGCUAACCAAGGCUCAAAGAAAGACCAGGAAUCUGGCUCAAGGGGGUCAAGGCUCAGGGAGGGGUCAGGUCCCGCAGGCUGUGGCAAUGCCCCCUCCUGAGUCAUCCCAUCAGGCUGCACCAGCACCCUAUGGGCCAUGGCCAGGUUGUGGACCUCCGAGCUUGACACCAUUUGGCGAAGCCAUGGCAAGAGGGAAGGGAGGGGCAGGGCCAGUGGAACCUCCUCAGGAGGCAGCCAGACAGAGAGUGCAGGGAUGGACCAGGAGAGAGGACAGGCCACCCAUCUUCAGAGGAGGGAACGUGGAGUUGUUUUUGGUCGAGUUCGAGAAACAUGCCAGCGAGUUCGAAUGGAAUGGAGCUAGGAUGUUGCGAGAGUGCGGGACACUGUUCGGCGCUGCUGUUGAGCCGAGCACUGCUCAUUGUUGGGCGCUUUUGCUGCACGUCAUUCCUGUUCCUUCUUACGUCGGGGUCACUACUGUGCUAGGCAGAGAUUUAUGCACGAUUGCUGAAGCGAGACGUUGUUCCCCACUUUAAGCCGUUGUGGUGCGCGUCGUGUGCUGCUGCGACUGGCGGCUGCUGUUGUUGGGGAGGGCCUGCUGCCGUGUGGUGUACGUGAUCCGUUGCUAAGUGUC
Molecule: messenger RNA, 1523 nt
Organism: Chara braunii
Lineage: Eukaryota; Viridiplantae; Streptophyta; Charophyceae; Charales; Characeae
Source: the annotation of a GenBank genome assembly